Clarias gariepinus (North African catfish) is the source of this 2032-nucleotide messenger RNA. Its product is annotated as interferon-induced protein with tetratricopeptide repeats 5-like. Gene Ontology annotation, biological process: defense response to virus. Lineage: Eukaryota; Metazoa; Chordata; Actinopteri; Siluriformes; Clariidae. Gene Ontology annotation, cellular component: cytosol. The coding region runs from base 334 to 1758 and encodes 474 amino acids. Gene Ontology annotation, molecular function: protein binding. The record is from RefSeq and is a predicted model, not a curated record. The transcript is spliced from 2 exons.
UUAGCGGAGACAGCUGUUAAAUUUGUGUCUUCAAGCUCUACUGUAUACAAAACGCAGUGGCAUUUUUUUUUUAAUUUGGCGAAGGGUUAAAAAACCGUGAUAGACUAACAAUUGCCUUUGUCUUUGAGUGACUUCGUUGUUGAAAUGUAUGUGUUUUUUAAAUGAAUGUAUUAUUUUUUCCUCAUAAUGGCAUCUAAACAAGUUCGGUUGCAUUUGAAAGAUACUUUCAGUUUCUUUUCAUGGAUUUACGGGCGGAGAAUUAAAUAUCCUGCAUCCCUGUCGCUAUAGUCUCUCUGUUUUCAAGCUUUUAUACUGUAUAUACUAUACACUAUUAUGAUGAGUUCAGCUCAAGACACAAAUUUAAAAACCAGACUUCUUCAGCUGGAAUGCCAUUUCACUUGGGGGCUGAAUAAAAAUGAUAUGGAUCUCACUGAUCUUCUGACCAGGCUAGAAGAACAACUUAACCUGGACCUUGGAAGGGAGGCAGGAGUUGCACGCACACACAGCUGUAUGGGAUUUGUAAAUUUUCUACUAGGCUCCAAUACUAAGGCACUUACCGACUUUACGAGAUCUGUAGAGCUCACAAAGUCUCAUGGAAAUAGCUGUGAGAAGCUGCUUGUUGUUGUCUAUGGAGAUCUUGCAUGGUUAUAUUAUCAUAUAGGUAAUUUUGCAGAGUGUGAAAUCUACCUGAAUAAACUUGGAGACAUUGAAAAGAAAUAUCCAGUUGUUCCCUAUGCUGAAGUACUUGGAGAGAAAGGGUGGAGCUUCUUUAAGUUUUCUCGAAAAUAUUAUGACAGAGCUAAAGGGUGCUUCAAUGAGGCCCUGAAACUGGACCCAGAGGAUGCUGAAUGGAAUGCCGGCCUUGCAAUUCUUCUUUACCGGCUACAAGAUUCAGAGGCUUCAACUGCAAUUGGUCAACUUAGACGGGCCAUAGCCACUAACCCAAAUGAUGAUGUUCUUAAGGUGUUACUUGGCCUAAAAUUGUCUGCACAAAAAAAGCGCAGUGAGUACAAUGAGGCUGAAAGUCUAGUAGAGCAAGCCUUAGAAGGGUCUCCAGAACACCCUCAUGUUAUUCGAUAUGUUGGAAAGUAUUUCCGAAAUCAAGGCUCUGUGGACAGGUCCAUUGCCCUCCUCAGAAGAGCAUUAGAGAAAGUUUCCAAUACAGCUCUUAUACAUCAUCAGCUGGGGCUCUGCUACAAGAAAAAGGUAAUAGAUCUGAAGAAAGCAGGGAGAUACCAUAAGAGACAUAAAGAAAUUAAGCAUGCUCAAGGGCAGUGCAUCCACCACUUAGAGUUAGCAACUGAAAUGAAGACCAGCUUUAUUAUUGCUAUGAGUGAACUGGCCUUGCAGUAUGGGGUAAACAGAGAUUUUUUAAAAGCAGAUGAAUUGUUCCAGAAUACAUUACAGGAAGCUAAAGAAAAAAAAGAUAACUACCAGUCUGUUCUUCUGUGUUAUGCAGAAUUCGAGCAGUACAGGAUGAAAUGUGAGGCUGCUGCCAUCAAACACUACACUGAAUGUCUGAAAAUAAAUCCAAAAAGUGAUGAAGGGAAGAGAAGUGCUAAAAAUCUGAUAAAGAUUGCAAAUAGACGAAUUGAGCACAACCCAAAAGAUGGAGAAGCCUUUGGAAUACUUGGAAUCGUUCAUAAGGAAAGAAGAGAAAAACAACAGGCAGUAGAGUGCUUUGAGAAAGCACUGAGCUAUGCAGACAACAAGGAUUACCUUAGUGAUCUUUCUGAACUUAGGCUUUCAUUACAGUAAUAUUACCAAUAUGUUAUAUGAUACAUAGCCAACUAUUUACACAUUUAGAUUUAUCUGUAGCAACAUUAGCAUUGCAGAUAAGUCUUGUAUGGAAAAUGAUGGUUGCUUGACUUAGUAGUAGUAGUAGUAAUGCUUUAUGACUCUAAAGUCUGUUCUGCACAUUUUAUAUUGUAUGUGUUUCUAUCUAAAAUUAAAUUAUUUCUAAAUGUUGAAAAAAGAAAUCAGUGUGUGUUUAUAUUAGGCUUUAAUGGAGAGAAAACAUACAUAACUUUUA